AUGGCUCCCAAGCAGGCAACUCUCGGCAAGUUCUUCGGCGGCAACACGAAUGGCACGAAACCAGCACCGGCACAAGCGAAGCUCAAGUUCUCCUCAAAGGCCAAGCCCGAAGAGGAAGAUGCUGCUGAAGACGCGACCACACCCGGAGCGGUCAAGAGCGACGAGACGAAUGGUCACGUGGAGUUUGAGGAUGUGAAGAUGGAAGACGCCACGCAGAUCAAGGCAGAAGUGGAGGAAGCGGCCGAUGCGGCUUCUGAGGUGAAGAAGGAAGACCCGCCGUCGAGCUCUGGGAAGAAGCGUGCAGUAUCUGCUGUAGAUGAGGGUGAGGGAGAUGAUGCUGAAGAUGCACCACCAUCGAAGAAGCAACGUCAAAAGCCUAGUGAGACGAAGGCGAAGAAAGGCGUGGCGACGAAGAAGACCUUGAUCAGGGGCAAAGCUACUACGUCUGAGGAAUCACCAGAUACUGUAAUCCCGAAACGACCGAAGCUCGUCACGGCCGAAGCAGAGGAUGUCGGCAUGGAUCUGGAUCAGGCUGAGGAUGAAGAAGACGAGCCGGUUCAACCAAAGAAGCGAGGUAAAGCUACGAAAGCAGUACCAGCGCCUGAUCCUUCUCCGACAGAAGCAGAGGACUCAAAGACGAAUGAAAGCGAGCCAGAUACGGAGGCCGAAGAUGAAGUGAGUGAGGAUGAAGAUGAGAAGCUGGCUGUUUCAGCCAAGGCUCGAGCACAAAUCCAGAGCACGCUUUCAUCUGCCAGCAAAAACGCAUAUCCAGAUUGGAAAGGUGGAGAUCCUGUUCCUUAUGCCGCACUUUGUGCCACUUUCUCGAAGAUCGAGAUGACCACGAAACGGCUGGAGAUCCUGGCACUAUGUGCAGCCUUCUACCGACAAGUACUGAGACUUACGCCAGAAGACCUGUUGCCCACCGUGCUCCUGACCAAGGGAAAGCUCGCGGCAGAUUAUGUAGGCAUCGAACUUGGCAUUGGCGAGUCGUUGAUCAUGAAGGCCAUUGGUGAGUCGACUGGACGUAGUCUGAAGAUCAUCAAGGAAGAUCAGCAGAAGAUUGGAGACCUUGGUCUAGUAGCUGCCAAAAGUCGACAAAAUCAGCCCACCAUGUUCAAGCCCAAGGCACUUAGUGUGCGUGGCGUGCAUGAAGGUUUGAUGAAGAUCGCAACUGUUGAGGGGCAGGGCGCGCAAGGUCGAAAGGUGGAUGGAAUCAAGAAGCUACUUUCCUCGGCAGACGUGGGUCUAGCAAAGGGACAGAGUGUGGACAUCACCAAGGAUAAAGGCGGGCCCAGCGAAUCGAAAUUCAUCAUCCGAGCACUGGAAGGUAAGAUGAGAUUGGGUCUUGCGGACAAGAGUCUGCAAGUUGCUGUCUCGCAUGCUAUGGUUGCAUAUGAGGUUUCGAAAGACGGCAAGAAAAUGCCCUCCGAAGCUGAUCUGAAGAAGGGCGAGGAGAUCUUCAAGGCUGUGUACAACGAACUACCUGCAUACGAAGUGAUCAUCCCUGCUUUGCUCAAAGGCGGUAUUUGGAAUCUGCGUGACGCUUGCAAGCUACAGGCUGGUGUGCCGCUCAAGCCCAUGCUUGCGAAGCCCACCAAGUCUAUUAGCGAAGUUCUGGACCGGUUUGAAGGAAAGGAUUUCACUUGCGAGUACAAAUACGAUGGCGAGCGAGCUCAAAUACACUUCGUGGCGCAUGACGCUGGUGAAGAAUAUGCCGCAACGGUGGCGCCGAAGGAGGGUAAAAGCGAUCGCGGCAUGUCCAAUAUCUUCUCCCGGAACAGCGAAGAUCUCAGCAAGAAGUACCCAGACAUCCUUGCGAAGUUGCCGACGUGGGUGAAAGAAGGAACGAAGUCAUUCGUGCUCGACUGCGAGACUGUGGCAUGGGACGUGGAGAAGAAGCACGUCCUCCCCUUCCAACAACUCAUGACGCGCAAAAGAAAAGACGUAAAGGCCGAGGAUGUGAAAGUCAAAGUCUGCGUCUUCGCCUUCGACCUCUUAUAUCUCAACGGCGAGGCAGUCGUCAACAAACCCUUUCGCGAGCGUCGCGAUCUCCUGUACGGCACCUUCGAACCAGUAGAAGGAGAGUUUGCCUUUGCACAAUACGGCAACACACGCGAAAUCGAGGAGAUCCAAACCCUGCUCGAAGACUCCAUCAAAGCGUCCUGCGAAGGCUUAAUGGUAAAAAUGCUCGAUGGCGUAGAAUCCCACUACGAGCCCUCCCGCCGCUCUCAGAAUUGGCUAAAAGUCAAGAAAGACUACCUCGCCGGUGCGGGCGACUCCCUCGAUCUCGUAGUCCUAGGGGCCUACUACGGCAAAGGCAAACGCACUUCCGUCUACGGCGCCUUCCACCUCGCCUGCUUCAACUCCGACACCGAGACCUACGAGACCGUCUGCAACAUCGGCACCGGCUUCUCCGAAGCCCUCCUCUCCGAACUCCACGAAACCCUCUCACCCCUCGUCAUCGAACGCCCGAAACCCUUCUACGACCACAGUUCCGGCAAGAACGACCAGCCAGACGUCUGGUUCGAGCCAAAAUUCGUCUGGGAAGUCAAGACGGCGGAUUUGACGUUGAGUCCAAGGUAUCGAGCGGCGAGUAGUGAGUUCGGGGGCGAUGGGAGUCAUAAGGGUGUUAGUUUGAGGUUCCCGAGGUUUAUUCGCGUGAGGGAUGAUAAAAAGGCGGAGGAUGCGACGAGUUCGAAGCAGGUUGCUGAGAUGUAUAGAAGGCAGAGUGAGCAGGGGAAGGAGAAGAAGACCGGGGUUGAUGAUGAGUUUGAGUACUGA
Molecule: messenger RNA, 2781 nt
Organism: Recurvomyces mirabilis
Lineage: Eukaryota; Fungi; Ascomycota; Dothideomycetes; Mycosphaerellales; Teratosphaeriaceae
Gene: cdc17
Product: ATP-dependent DNA ligase Cdc17
Exons: 2
Coding region: 1-2781 (926 amino acids)
Biological process (GO): DNA biosynthetic process; DNA recombination; Okazaki fragment processing involved in mitotic DNA replication
Cellular component (GO): nucleus; mitochondrion
Molecular function (GO): DNA ligase (ATP) activity; ATP binding; DNA binding
Source: RefSeq, a predicted model, not a curated record